Vollenhovia emeryi is the source of this 1555-nucleotide messenger RNA. RefSeq lists its product as uncharacterized. Bases 49 to 1224 code for a protein of 391 amino acids. NCBI's taxonomy places the organism in Eukaryota, Metazoa, Arthropoda, Insecta, Hymenoptera, Formicidae. The transcript is spliced from 7 exons. The record is from RefSeq and is a predicted model, not a curated record.
GCCUACCACCUGCCUGCUGGUCUCAAUCCUCCGUCAGUAAACGCGAAGAUGUCGUUCGGUGUAGUAGUUAACUACCUAUUUGUAACUUUUGUAGUUUUAGUAAAUGGAAGGCCACAUGAAGAAAAAUACGAAUCACCUCCAUUAAUCCAAUUUACUGACGGGGGGAUUCGACUGAACUUCGGAGGUUACCAUGCUGAAGCAGGACUGGGCGGCCUUCUACGAGGCACGGGUGCUGGCCUUUAUGCAGGUGCAGGAACUCCGUGGGGUGCACACGCUGGUGCGGGAUUAGGCGGUCAGUUAGGGAAAAACGGCAAUCUCGGUGGCGGUCUUUACGCUCGCGCUGGACUCGGCCGUGGUGGACCAGAGGCAGCAGCUGGCCUCGGUGGAAAACUGGAUGGCACUGGGCGGUCAGUGAACCCGGUUGCAGGUGGCUUGUACGCCGGGGCAACACCGGGCGGCGGUCCAGGACCGGGCGUGUUUCUUGGCGGUGGACUCGAUGGAAGCGGACUAGAUGGCAUCAUAAGUGGCAGCACGGCUAAUGAAGAUAGUUUGAAGCCGCCUGCGGCUGCUGCGGGGGCGACUACCACGUCGACGAGCGCGAAUGCUACGAGCGAAACGAAGCCGCCGAAGGGCCGCACGAAUAUACAAAUCAUACGUUCAAGGGCGCAGAAGGAGAAAGAGAAGGUGGCUGCAGCUGGCGCGACAUUACGAGCCGACGCACCCGCAGCUGUAAAGGCAGAGUCGCACAACAAGGAGACACGUCGCGCAGUGCAAGUCGUACCACCCGCGGCGGAAGUGGGCCUGGUCAAAUCGGUUUACGUUGGGACAGCGCCAGCCGUAAAAGAAGUUGUGGUCCCGACAUCCGCAGCCGCCGCACCCGCGCAAGGUGCUGGCCAAGCAACCGCCACCGCCGACACGGUUACAACAGUUGCCGGUAAUCCGAAUGUAGUCGUUCCGAAACCCGUGUAUCCACGUUGGUACUUUAGAAAGAGGUUCCGGACCGUCCCCAGAAAGACAGUUUACGUUGCUCCAACAGAAUCGGCUGAUAGUCAAGGCUCUCCUUCGGAUGUAGUUGGCGGACUCCUUUACAAGGCAGUGGGAGACGGCGGCGCGGUUGCCGCGGGUAAACCUGACGUCAGCGGGUCCUUGUUCGACGAUAUUUUUAACAUCCCCAUUUCUACGUUGUCUGCUGUUAACCAACUGCUGAGAAACAACGUCGGCUAAGAUGCCACCGUACGUUUACUACUUCUAAGCUCACAUUUUAAAUAAUACGUGUAACGGACAAUUAUAUAAUAAUACACCUAAGAAGAUAGAAGAUUAGCAAAUUCUUCGAAUAUAUUCAGCAAACUCAUUUGUUGCGUAUUCAGCCCCUCACGGCAAAAGAUGUUUGUUCUGCCUACUUAUGAAUGCUAUACACACAUUAUGUCCAUCUUGUGGUUCUCUCUACGUGAUUAGAUUAUACAAACUGACGGUUCCGUAUAUAUUAUGGUAUACCUUUGUCUGCGAUUUAUUUGCAAGAAAGAUACAUAUACUAAUAAAGUUUUAUAUGGAAAAA